Phalaenopsis equestris is the source of this 1390-nucleotide messenger RNA. Its product is annotated as PHD finger protein ALFIN-LIKE 6-like. The coding region runs from base 379 to 1137 and encodes 252 amino acids. Gene Ontology annotation, biological process: regulation of DNA-templated transcription. The record is from RefSeq and is a predicted model, not a curated record. Lineage: Eukaryota; Viridiplantae; Streptophyta; Magnoliopsida; Asparagales; Orchidaceae. Gene Ontology annotation, molecular function: histone binding; transcription coregulator activity; transcription cis-regulatory region binding. Gene Ontology annotation, cellular component: nucleus. The transcript is spliced from 5 exons.
UGGCCGAUGCAGAGUUUGGACUUAGCUUUCGUCGCCUCGACCAUGGAGGAUAUAAUGGAAUAAGUUUGAGAAAACUAAGAAAUAUUUAAGAACAAAACCCAUAAAACCCCUCUGUUCCUCUUUUUCUGCUGAGCCAUCGAUGCUCUUUUGAGCACCUCAAAUUUUUUGCCUUCAAUCUUAUGGAGGGCUGUAUGUAGCUCUAGCCGCGCAGUAGCUGUCGGAAACCCUAAUUUUCUCCGCCAAAUUCUGUAAACCUAAUUUUCUCUGCCCCUUUAUUGCCCCUUUCUCGCACUUUUUCUUUUCGGUGCAGUUAGUGACGGUUCUAGGACGAAUUGGAGCUCUCUUCCGCCAUUAGGGCUUGUAGGUGGUAUUUGGAAGAUGGAAGGGGGCGGAGCGGCGUACAAUCCUCGGACGCCUGAGGAGGUUUUUCGGGAUUUCAGAGGUCGCCGGGCCGGCAUAGUCAAGGCUCUAACUACAGAUGUGGAGAAGUUCUACCAGUUCUGCGAUCCAGAAAAGGAGAAUUUGUGUCUUUAUGGGAAUCCUAAUGAGACAUGGGAAGUCACCUUACCUGCUGAAGAAGUUCCUCCGGAGCUUCCUGAACCUGCAUUAGGAAUUAACUUUGCUAGAGAUGGUAUGGAUGAAAAAGAUUGGCUAUCUCUUGUUGCUGUUCACAGUGAUUCAUGGCUAUUGUCAGUUGCCUUCUACUUUGGAGCUCGGUUUGGUUUUGACAAAGAGUCGAGGAAGAGGCUCUUCACUAUGAUCAACAGUCUCCCAACCAUCUAUGAGGUUGUGACUGGAGCAGUCAAAAAACAGUCCAAAGAGAAAACCCCCAAUAGCAGCAGCAAGAGCAACAAAUCAAGCUCAAAGUCUCAGCUCCAAACAGAGCUCUCAAGAGCUCCCCCUCCAAAAGAUUUUGAUGAAAGCGGAGAAGACGAAGAAGACGAAGAUGAUGAUGAACGAGGAAACACUCUUUGCGGCGCUUGUGGCGAUAAUUAUGCGAGUGAUGAGUUCUGGAUUUGCUGUGAUGUUUGCGAGCGAUGGUUUCACGGCAAGUGUGUCAAGAUCACCCCUGCAAGGGCUGAGCACAUUAAGCAGUAUAAAUGCCCAUCCUGUAGCAACAAGAGGGCCAGGGCUUGACAGAAAAAAAACUGGGUAUGUUGGUGAUCAAAAUCAGAAUUACAACAGAAAGAAGGAAACAAUUUUUAUUGCAAAACCUCCAGUAGAUUAGAUUUAUUUUGUUAAUUUGGUACCAGAAUUUAGACUUUAUUUCAUCUCUUAGCUCCUUAGGACCCAGAUUUUGGGCUUUUGGUUUGUUUCCAGACUGUCAGACCUGUUUUGUUUUUAUUAUUGUCUGUCUUUAUUUGAUUACAAUUUUAUAUUAUCAUGGGUA